AUGACUUGGCUCGAUAAACAGCCAGAGAAAUCUGUAGUUUACGUGAGCUUUGGUAGCACAGCCACGGUAACUCAGGAGCAACGGUUGGAGAUUUGGUAUGGACUGGUUAAUUGCAGUCAUAGAUUCUUGUGUGUUAGACGCCCGGAUUCCCUUCUUGCCAAGGACGGCGAGGAGAGUCAAAUACCGGAGGAGCUGGUUGAGGCAACAAAAGAGAGAGGUUACACGGUGGAUUGGGCACCGCAAGAGGAGGUGUUGAAUCAUCCAGCUGUUGGCGGUUUUUUUACUCACAGCGGAUGGAAUUCGACUCUUGAAAGCAUGGUUGCUGGAGUACCCAUGGUUUGCUGGCCACAUUUAGCGGAUCAGCAGAUUAACAGUAGGUAUGUCAUUGAGGUAUGGAGAAUUGGAAUGGACAUGAAAGAUAAUUGUAACAGAUCGACCGUGGAGAAGCUGAUUAGGGAAAUGAUGGGUGGUAAGAGAGAAGAGUUGAUGAAAUCCACAGCAAAGGUUGCAGAGAUGGCUCAAAAGAGUGUUAGUCGUGAAGGGUCAUCUUAUCACAAUUACGAAGCUUUGCUUGAAUUCUUAAGGAAGUCUCCUUAA
Papaver somniferum (opium poppy) is the source of this 597-nucleotide messenger RNA. RefSeq names its product 7-deoxyloganetic acid glucosyltransferase-like. The coding region runs from base 1 to 597 and encodes 198 amino acids. The record is from RefSeq and is a predicted model, not a curated record. NCBI's taxonomy places the organism in Eukaryota, Viridiplantae, Streptophyta, Magnoliopsida, Ranunculales, Papaveraceae. Gene Ontology annotation, molecular function: UDP-glycosyltransferase activity. The transcript has a single exon.